UCUUCUUUGCUCGCCCUCCAUCUGCCUCAAUCCUCAAUCAAUAAAGCAAAUUAAGAUCAUCCAUGGCCGGAUUCUCUGAGAAGGAACAAGCUCUGGUCAAAAGCUCGUGGGAAGAUAUCACCAAAAACUUUUCCCAUCACAGUAUUCGUUUCUACACCCUGUUAUUGGAGAUUCUGCCUGCAGCGAAAGAGAUGUUUCCUUUCUUGAAAGAUUCAAAUGACGUUCCCAAAAAUAACCCCCAGCUAGAGGCCCAGGCCAUGAAGGUUUUUAAGUUGACUCUUGAAUCAGCGACUCAACUGCGAGAGAAAGGAGAGGCUGCGAUGGAAGAUGCUGCGUUGAAGCAGUUGAGUUCUGUGCACGUUCAAAAGGGAGUCACUGAUUCCCAUUUUGAGGCGCUUAAAGAGGCACUGCUGAAAACAAUCAAGGAAGCUGCGGGGGCAAAAUGGAACGAGGAACUCAAUGAUGCGUGGGCCAGAGCCUAUGAUGAGCUGGCAGCUAAUAUCAAGAAGGGAAUGGCAAAGGCUUGGUGUUUGAGCUAGCUAGUGAGAUGAAUAUUAAUUGUUGAUGAGGUUUUUAAAUUUAAUUAGUUGAGAAUAAUCUGCUCUUAAGGUUAUUGUGAUGCGACCAUUUUCUUUGAUAGGAUUCCGUGGAAAAAGAAUAGACACGGGUUUUUGAGUUGAGUCUGAUCUCCAGUCAUGUUCAAGCUUAUAUUUUCAUCCCAUAAUAUUGGGCUUUAGCUUUACAAAGUUGUAAUAUGAAA
Molecule: messenger RNA, 760 nt
Organism: Prosopis cineraria
Lineage: Eukaryota; Viridiplantae; Streptophyta; Magnoliopsida; Fabales; Fabaceae
Product: leghemoglobin-like
Exons: 4
Coding region: 63-539 (158 amino acids)
Molecular function (GO): heme binding; oxygen binding
Source: RefSeq, a predicted model, not a curated record